This is a messenger RNA of Pectinophora gossypiella (pink bollworm), 2645 nucleotides long. RefSeq lists its product as uncharacterized. The coding region runs from base 317 to 1810 and encodes 497 amino acids. Gene Ontology annotation, molecular function: nucleic acid binding. Gene Ontology annotation, biological process: DNA integration. The transcript is spliced from 2 exons. The record is from RefSeq and is a predicted model, not a curated record. Lineage: Eukaryota; Metazoa; Arthropoda; Insecta; Lepidoptera; Gelechiidae.
AAUUAACACCUGCUUCGGAUAUGUUGUCGCCGGGACUCUACCAGUUUCAUCUGGCAAGAUUUAUUCUUCUAAUCACUGUAUUAAUAUCAAAUGGCAUUAUGUAUGUACCAGUGAGAAUCCUGCGGAUUGUUUAUCUAGGGGCUUAUCACCUCAGUCACUCAAGUCCAAGUUGGGAGAAUUAUGGUUUAAUGGACCAGAAUAUUUACAUAAUUAUGAUUAUGUACAUUCAGAUGGUAAAGGUAAAAGUCAAGUAAUUACUAUUACAGAACUAAAAGUAGAGAAAGAAACAUGUAAUUUGUGUAAUAUCAAAAAUUCUAUGUAUGAUGUGUUAGAUAAAUAUUCUGACCUUGAAAAGCUAACCAGGAUUAUGUGUUAUGUAAACCGAUUUAUUUAUAAUUGCAAUGCAAAAAAUGUAAACAAGAAAAAGGGUAAUUUAUGUCCUGAAGAACUGAAUUCUGCCUUGCUUUCUAUUAUCAAACUUGACCAAGAGAAGCAUUUUAUGCAAGAGAUAAAGUCUUUAAAGUCAAAUAAUGUUUUAAAGUCCAAUUUAAAUAAUUUAAAUCCUUUCUUAGAUUCUGAAGGCUUACUAAGAGUGGGAGGGCGUUUACAAAACGCAGACCUGACUUUCAGUCAGCGUCAUCCUAUUAUCUUGCCAAAACAGUCUAAUAUUACUAGACUGCUCAUUCUAAAAGAACAUUUACGAUUGAAACAUGCUGGGCAGAAAUUAAUUCUCAAUAGUUUGAAUGAACAUUACUGGCUCCUUAAUGCUAAUAGGGAGAUAAAGUCUGUAUUACAUAAAUGUUUAAUUUGCUUUAAACUUAAAGCUAAGGCUGCUUCACAGCUCAUGGGCUCUUUGCCAUUGGAUAGGGUGCGAAUGUCUCGUCCAUUUCAAAUUGUGGGCACAGACUAUGCUGGACCCUUCUAUGUAAAACAGACUAGGGUUAGAAAUCCAGUCAUAACCAAGGCUUAUGUUGUCAUUUUUGUGUGUUUUACUACUAAAGCUAUCCAUAUAGAAUUAGCUUCCGAUAUGACGACUGAGACAUUUUUAGCUUGUUUGAGAAGAUUUAUUUUUAGAAGAAAUAAGCCCUCUAAGAUUUACUGUGACAAUGGAUCAUAUUUUAGGGGAGCUAAUAAUGUUUUAAAAGACUUAUAUAAUAUGCAGUCUUCCACAAAACACCAAAACGAUGUUAUAAAUUAUUGUAACAGUGAAAGGAUUCAAUUCCAUUUUAUUCCCUCUUAUUCUCCGAUAUUUGGUGGUUUGUGGGAAGCUGGCGUGAAGAGGAUUAAAUAUCACUUAAAAAGAGUAAUUUCAGAUACUGUUUUGACAUUUGAAGAAUUGUACACAGUCUUAGUACAAAUAGAAGGAAUAUUAAACUCUCGUCCUCUUACUGCUAUGUCUAGAGAUCAAAGUGAUAUGUCUUACUUAACGCCUGCGCAUUUUUUAACUGGAUCACCUAUUACUUCAUAUCCAGAAUUAAACCUGGUUGAUACUAAAGUAGGUAAACUUAGUUUCUGGAAACAGUGUAUGCAAAUGCAGCAGAAUUUUUGGAAGCAAUGGCAUAAGCAGUAUUUAGUAACUUUGCAAAAUAGACCUAAAUGGCAAAAUGUUCAGCCGAACUUGAAAGAAGGGAUGUUAGUCCUUUUAAGGAAUGAAAACGCUUCACCUUUGAAGUGGCCAGUUGGUAGAAUCAUUAAUGUCUUUCCAGGCAAAGAUGGAAGAGUUCGAGCUCUUGAUAUAAAAACAUCUAAAGGGUCUAUUGUUAAAACUAGUAUCAUGAAUGUUUGCCCCUUGCCUCUAAAUGAUUCCUAAGUAUAUAAUGUUUACUUAUUAUUAAUAGUUUUUAAGUAGUAUUAUUCAUUGAUAGAGAUAGAUAACUCUAUUAUUCAUGUAUCUUUCUUAGGUAUCAGUAUUACUUUCUAAAUUAGAUUUUUUGCUAGAGGGCAGUUUACCACUUAUUUUUGGUAAAAGUAUAAGUUUAUGCUUAGAUUAAGAUCUCUAGAAGUUCCUAAUUUAUGUAGUUUGUAAAAAUAUAUUUUGAAGUAGGUUAUUUUUUGUUUUACCUUUGUGUAACAUUAUGUAAACUGUAAGCUUGAUUUGACUAAAAGCAUAUUGAGUUAUAUACAUAUUUAAAAAUCUCUAGAAGUUUAUUAAUUAUUUUGAUUUAAACAUAACAAACAUUAUACCUUUAAGUAGAUUUUUUAUUAAAUUCAUGUUAUUUUCAUUUGGGAAAAUACUUAUACCUCAUAGUAGGAUUUUUAGGUUUUAUGAUUGUUAUUUAAUUGUGUAAGAGUAAAGUAGUUAAACUCAUUUUUUAUUUUCUCAAUUUAUACUUACCUACUAUUUGUUAGUGGAAACGUUCAUAAGUAACUUUUUGAUUAUUAAUGUAACUUUGUUUAUUGAUACUUUUUCAAACUUAGUGGUUGGUACUUACUUCAUUUAAGAUAAUUUUAAGUGCCCCCCCAAUCUGUUCAACCCGAACAUGUAUCCGAAUUCCAAAUAUGAUAUAAUCUGUGGUAGAAAAAAAAAAAAAGAAAUAAAACGACUUCCGGUUUAACCAUGUAACUAUAAUGGUGGUUUUAUUUUACUUCCACAAAAUUAAUUAAUUAAAAUCAGUGAAGUUCAUUAUCAAACUUAUCUUUGUGCU